AUGUCUGACCUAUUCGUGGAGUUGACGGCCCCGAAUGGACGCAAAUAUACGCAACCGAGGGGUCUAUUCAUCAACAAUGAAUUCGUAAAGUCGAAAUCUGGAGAGACCAUCACCUCCAUUAAUCCUAGUGACGAGACUGAAAUCGCGUCUGUCUACGCUGCGGGCCCAGAAGACGUCGACAUUGCCGUAGCCGCAGCCCGCAAAGCCUUCAAAGAUCCCUCAUGGCGCGACAUGGACACCAACGCCCGCGCCGAUCUGCUGUGGAAGUUUGCAGAGCUCAUUGAACAGCAUAGGGAAACGCUAGCGACCAUUGAGACGUGGGACAACGGGAAGCCGUAUUCCGUGUCCUACAAUGACGAUCUCUCCGAAGUCAUCAACUGUAUCAAGUACUACGCUGGAUGGGCCAACAAGAUACACGGUCAGGUGAUUGAUACAUCUCCUGCGAAGCUUGCCUAUACCAUCCUUGAACCCUUGGGCGUUGUGGGACAGAUCAUCCCUUGGAAUUUCCCUCUCGCAAUGGCAGCAUGGAAGCUAGGCCCCGCCCUUUGCACAGGUAACACGGUUGUUCUCAAGGCAGCGGAGCAGACGCCCCUUUCGAUCCUUUACCUAGGAACCCUCGUUAAGGAGGCUGGAUUCCCUCCUGGUGUGGUCAACCUCAUCAAUGGUGAGGGUAGGAAAGCUGGUGCUGCGUUGGCUUCGCAUCUUGAUGUUGACAAGGUUGCCUUCACUGGCUCAACUGCGACUGGAAAAGAGAUUAUGAAGCUAGCGGCAGUCAACAUGAAGAAUGUGACGCUGGAGACGGGUGGCAAGUCCCCUCUGCUCAUGUUCGAGGAUGCGGAUUUGGACCAGGCUGUCAAAUGGUCUCAUGUAGGCAUCAUGUAUAACCAAGGUCAAGUCUGCACGGCAACCUCUCGGAUCCUCGUCCACGAGAGCGUAUACGACAAAUUCGUCUCCUCCUUCAAAGACUACGUCUCCAAAGCCAGCGUCGUAGGCGAUCCUUUUGCCGACGAGACCUUCCAAGGCCCCCAAGUCACCAAAACCCAGUACGAACGCAUCCUCUCGUACAUUGAGUCCGGCAAGUCCGAAGGCGCAGAACUCAUUGCCGGCGGGAAACCUUACAAGGAUGUCAACGGUAAAGGCUUCUUCAUCGCACCGACCAUCUUCACGAAUGUGAAGGACAAUAUGAAGAUUUACCGCGAAGAAGUGUUUGGUCCGUUCGUCGUCAUCUCUUCGUUCAAGACGGAGGAGGAAGCGGUCGAGCGUGCGAACGACACCACGUACGGUUUAGGUGCGGCUGUGUUUACACAAGAUAUCACGCGGGGUCAUCGGGUGGCGAGGCGCAUUGAAGCGGGCAUGGUGUGGAUCAAUUCGUCGAAUGAUAGUGAUGUUCGGGUUCCGUUUGGCGGUGUGAAGCAGAGCGGCAUCGGGAGGGAGCUGGGUGAGGCGGGAUUGGAGGCAUAUACUAAUAGGAAGGCAAUCCACGUGAAUCUGGGCAACAGAUUGUAG
This is a messenger RNA of Westerdykella ornata, 1506 nucleotides long. RefSeq names its product aldehyde dehydrogenase-like protein. The transcript is spliced from 5 exons. Gene Ontology annotation, molecular function: oxidoreductase activity, acting on the aldehyde or oxo group of donors, NAD or NADP as acceptor. Lineage: Eukaryota; Fungi; Ascomycota; Dothideomycetes; Pleosporales; Sporormiaceae. The record is from RefSeq and is a predicted model, not a curated record. Bases 1 to 1506 code for a protein of 501 amino acids.